Molecule: messenger RNA, 873 nt
Organism: Mycena indigotica
Lineage: Eukaryota; Fungi; Basidiomycota; Agaricomycetes; Agaricales; Mycenaceae
Exons: 7
Coding region: 1-873 (290 amino acids)
Source: RefSeq, a predicted model, not a curated record
AUGGGUCGCUGCUCCACUCACUCCAUUCGCCUACGACGAGCGUUAAAAGCCCCGAAACAAGAAGUCGAAGAACCCAGUCGGCCUCGACGCGGUCGUAAACAACAGGAAGGAGAUGGAGUGGAGCAGGGCAGUCCAGGGCCCAGUGUCGCACAACUCCAAGCUGAAAUUAAGCGCAAGAACGAAGAGCUUGCCGCUCAGCAGGAACACAUUCACGAUAUUGAAGAGCAUCUGCGAGACGUUACGAACGAGUCAGCCCCAGCCGAGGCGACCCAAGACACCAUUCCCGUCCCGCCGAACCCUUCGAAGGCCAAGAUGGAUGAUAUUCGGCGGCAGCUGGGAGUCACUAAACGUGAAUGGAACAACAUUAGAACUAUGUGUCGGCACAACUUGGCCAGUGCACGUCUCGACCUUGAUGUACCCUGGAAGCUUCAAGAUAAGCGCAAGAUUGGAAUGGCCAUCAGAGCGACGGAAGACAGCUUUCCCAACCUCAAGAAGGGCUCGCGACACUGGAUGACGUACCGUGUCAUGAAGCAAUGCUGGGACAACAUCAAGAGCUACCAGAGCUGUGUCGACAACGCCGACACUUAUCGUGGCCGCCAAGCAGCUGCUCGUCGGGCUGGCAUCAGCACUAACGCCAACGACGAGGCCACACCUUCUCCUACUCCCACUCCCACUCAUUCCCCCACCCCAUCGCGUCAACCUCGCCCUCGACCUUUGGCCACUUCGGAUGAUGACGAUGACGAUGACAACAACGAAGACGACUUAUUCAAUUUCGAGCAAGAUGAGACACCACGGCCAUCGGAGAAGGCUCUGGGAAAGCGUGUGCAUCCGGAUGAGCGUGGGGGAGCACCUAAGCGGGCGCGCCAUAGCUAA